AUGUUACAACACACAUGUACCUUCAACGCAAAUCCCAUUGCACAGGUUCAAAUCAACGUCUCGUUCUCAUUCGGCUGCCAAGACCAGAGCCUACGCAUGCGUACUCGUAUGCUAUUCGAUUUCACAAAUUCGACCCCUUCGCAGCUGGAAGACUUCUGGAACAAGCGGCGUCAUAUAUGUGUGCGUGGAAACACUGGAAAGUGGGUUGACGAGUUUUUCCGUGAAGCCGGGUAUCUUUUCGGCGGAGAACAGGAUUGGAAGCCCUGUCAAUGGUUUAGUUGGGAUGUGAGUGACGAAGGACCACUGGAGAUUACCGUGAACCGCAAUCUGGGGAAGCGUGAAUGGCCGAGCAAGAGCUGGAUUCGGAACUGCCGCAAAUAUCCUAAGUAG
Penicillium samsonianum is the source of this 390-nucleotide messenger RNA. RefSeq lists its product as uncharacterized. The transcript has a single exon. The coding region runs from base 1 to 390 and encodes 129 amino acids. The record is from RefSeq and is a predicted model, not a curated record. Lineage: Eukaryota; Fungi; Ascomycota; Eurotiomycetes; Eurotiales; Aspergillaceae.